This is a messenger RNA of Bradysia coprophila, 1637 nucleotides long. Its product is annotated as prostatic acid phosphatase-like. Gene Ontology annotation, biological process: dephosphorylation. NCBI's taxonomy places the organism in Eukaryota, Metazoa, Arthropoda, Insecta, Diptera, Sciaridae. Gene Ontology annotation, molecular function: phosphatase activity. The record is from RefSeq and is a predicted model, not a curated record.
AGCUGAUGACGAAUGAAAAUAAAAAUAGACUUUUCAAAACCAAGCGAAAAGUGUUUGUAUCCGAGUCUGUCUUGUUAGAACAGAAAAUGUUGAUAAACUUUUGUACAAUAAUCUAAUAACCGAAUGACAGCCGUAAAAUACUUAAAACUUUAUCGAUUCAACAAUUUUAUUGGUUUUUGUAGAGAGUGUGACCUUGAAACGGUUUGAUUGCAGUGCAUAUACACUGUGUGACUGCAUUUGCGUCUAUUUUGUGUUGAUAUAGUUUUGGUGAAUUAGAAACGAAAAAAAAAUAUUUCGCCCACACUUCGUAAGUCGUAAGUGUUUUACAAUUGCCCCAGAUGUUUACGAAAUUUACUAAACGAAAUCUUAACGUCCUGUCGGAUUUGCUCAGUGCUGGAAAUUCGAAAAUAUUUCGUCAAUUUUCCAAUAUGACAACGACAUCAACGACAAACCAUGACAGUGAUGCAUUGGUUUUCGCACAUGUUAUCUUUCGUCACGGACAUAGAAAUGCUCUGGACAGUUUUCCCAACGAUCCCUACGAAGAUGAGGCAAAGUAUUGGCCGGAAGGAUAUGGACAGCUGACGAAUAAAGGCAAACGGCAACAGUACCAACUAGGACAGUACUUUCGUCGACGGUACGGCAAGCUGCUCGGUCCCCAGUACUCCGUCGACAAAGUGUACGUGCGGUCCACAGACUUCGAUCGCUGCAUAAUGAGUGCACAAGCGAAUCUAGCUGGCCUCUUCCCACCGACGGGUGACCAGAAAUGGAGCGAUGAGAUCUUAUGGCAACCCAUUCCAGUGCACACAGUUCCCUGGAGAAUGGAUCAUGUUGUGGGAACUGGUAGACCUUUCCCUAGAUUCGAAGCGGCACGUGAGAAGUACUUGAAAGAGGAUCCGGAGAUACAGAAGACACUCGCGGAUCAUGCUGACCUAUUGAAAGAACUGACCGAGAAGAGUGGUGAGGAUGUGAAGACGAUUGCCGAUGUAUUUUACCUUCACAACGUGCUCUGGUUUCAGAAGGACAAAAAUUUGCCGCUACCGGAUUGGGCUGAAAGGGCAGUCGAACCGAAUGGUAUUGUGGAGCGAAUAGCCGAAAGUCAUUUCAAAGUGAAUACGGCUACUCCGGAAAUGGCUCGGCUCAAAUCGGGCUUCCUGAUCAAGGAAAUGAUGGAACGUUUCACCAGCAAAAUUUUUGAUGACCUCGAACCGGAUCGUGUCCUGUGGCUGUAUUCUGCCCAUGACGAAACGAUUGCCAAUAUGUUGAACAGUCUGGGACUGUUUGAACAACAUGCACCACCGUUCGCCUGCAGUUUACAUUUCGAGCUGUAUAAGCCGAACAAAAACGAGCAUUACAUGCAAAUCUUCUACCGAAAGUGCAAUGAAGAGUAUCCGGAACCGUUGAAAUUGCCCGGCUGCGGAGACCGAUUCACGAUGGAUCAGUUUUAUGAUUUGUACGAGCACUUGAUUCCCGACGAAUUCGAAAAGGAAUGCAAUUUACGUUGAACCAACGACACUUCAACAAAGUGUGGUGCUGCAAUGUUAGCCAUUAGAUCAAUCUGUACAUAAUAGUAGAUGUAAUGAGGGACGGCUUUGCUCGGUGCUAUCAUGAAUACGAAUACAGGAAUAUAUUUGAGAAAU